Molecule: messenger RNA, 930 nt
Organism: Meira miltonrushii
Lineage: Eukaryota; Fungi; Basidiomycota; Exobasidiomycetes; Exobasidiales; Brachybasidiaceae
Exons: 1
Coding region: 166-930 (254 amino acids)
Source: RefSeq, a predicted model, not a curated record
UGAGGUUCGGUGCUUUUCAAUUAUACAACUUGUAUAUCAUAAAGCUGUUCAGCGCAAUGACAUUAUAAACGCCGAGCAAUGUUCCAUACACACUUCAUAAAGGUGUAGGGUUCUUCUUACCACUUAAGCAAUCUUUUCUCUUUUUAGAGUUGACUCUACUUUAUCAUGCAGGUCCUAUUCCAAAGAACAACGAACAUACUCACUAGAUCGUUUCUCUUGCGCUCUUCAGUCCUCAUGCUAGUAUCGGGCAUGAAUCCGUACGAAAACAUCUGUAAAGAACUUGGCCUAGCAGUUGACCAUGACAACUUAAUUGGAGACUAUCAAGAUCAAAACGUAGAACAGACUACCGCAAGUGCAGGAGAAGGCAAGAAAGGGAAAUGGAAAGCACCGCCAGGGUAUUUCUCAAAUGCCGCUCGAGAACAAAGACAAUUUCGUAAAGUGAUGAAGGACAAUCCAAGCUUUACCGAAGAAGAGGUAAAAAGAACAGUUCAUACACUUGCGUUGAACAAGAAACCUAAUGCGGGCUAUUAUAAAAAAGAUGCCUUUAUCGAAAGAAAAAAGAAAUCGAUUACAAAAGGAGAUCCAACAAUGAAUCAAGACGUAGUGCAUGUAAAAGCUACCAAAGAAUAUGAAAACUUUCUAAAAGGACAAAGGGAUAGACAAAUGAAUCGAAGAGCCGCACUAAGAGAGGCAAAAAGAUAUUUGGAAAGUAUUGAUAGCAGUCUGGGAAAAUCAUUCCGUGUAUACAGCGAUAACAGAAAAGAAGCAUGGAUCGGUAGAAGAGUUGACCGCCUUAAGAGAAAGGAUCCUCAACUGAAACAAUCGGAUGCUUAUAGUCAUGUCUACAGCCAAUACCUGCGAAAGCUAGAAAGGGAUAAGAUUACUAGAAAGCAAAGAAAGGCAAAGCUGGCCCGAAAUCAGGAAAAAUAG